Molecule: messenger RNA, 1698 nt
Organism: Phragmites australis (common reed)
Lineage: Eukaryota; Viridiplantae; Streptophyta; Magnoliopsida; Poales; Poaceae
Product: protein IN CHLOROPLAST ATPASE BIOGENESIS, chloroplastic-like
Exons: 11
Coding region: 222-1253 (343 amino acids)
Source: RefSeq, a predicted model, not a curated record
AGCCGUCGGAUCAGGGUCAGAAUCAUGUCGGGAUCUCACUGGGCCCACCAAACGGGGCCGUCGCGGAGUGGUGUGCGUGCGCUCCCGUGUCGCUGCGGAGUGCCGAGUCCACAGGCCACGGCUCAGUUCAGGUGAGGUCGCCGCGUCCCCACACCGCCCGCCCGCCGCUUCCGGAUCGAGUGAGCCGCCCCGCCCAGCUGCGCGGAUAGGAACGGGACGGGAUGAGGCCCGCCGCUGGCAGGGCGGCGUUCGCGUCAGUGCUGCUGGCACCGCAGGCGGUCGGGGCGUCCCUGGUCGCCUCCCGCUGCGCCUCCUCUGCGGCCAUCGCCGCCACCGCCUACGAUCAUGGAUCGUUUGUUAAGGAAAUCGCUGCAACUGAACCUCCGGAGCAUCUCAAUUCUCUGUUGAAUGUGCUUCAGUCUCGAGGUGAAAAGAUUGUUUCUCCUGGGGCAAAACGAGGAUUGAUUCCAGUUGUUGUCCCCUUAUCAGAAAGCCCAGCAGGUAAUUUGACAUCCCUCCUUAGAUGGCCAACUGCUCCGCCCGGGAUGGAAAUGCCUGUAGUGGAAGUUCGUAAGCACGGGUUGUGGCUUUUGGCUAAGAAUGUGAACCAAUAUAUUCACAGAAUACUUGUUGAGGCUGAUAUCAGUGCUGAUAGUGGUGAUGAUUUAUGGUCUGCUGUGGGUGAAGCUGGUAAAAAUCUUUACACUAAAGGUGACUUCAAAGAGUCGCAGCUGGCAGAUCUUGAUGUCUAUUUGUUGAAGAAGGUUGGACUUUUCUCUGAUGUUCUAGAGAGGAAAACAUUGCACCAUCUGGAAAAAGGAGACAAUGUCUCAGCUCUUAUUACUGGAGAAUUUUACACUAGAGAUCAAUUUCCUGGAUUUGGACGACCCUUCGUGUUCAAUGCAGAGAUUUUAAAAAGAGUUGGACGUACAUCUGAAGCCAAAGAUUCAGCUCGAGUGGCUUUGAAGUCACCAUGGUGGACACUAGGAUGCAGUUACGAAGAGGCUGCUGAACUAGCCGGGUGGGAGGAUGAGCAGAUCGAGUUUAUAAGAGAGAAGGUAACUGAGGUGGGAAAGCGUGAGGAUCUGAAGAAAGGAAAAGCUCCAGAACAGGUGGUUCUUGAUGAGGCAGCAUUUCUGAUGGAUUUAGCGUCAGUGGAUGAUAACUGGGAUGAUGUUGUGGAUCGGAUUGCUGAAUGUUACAGAGAAGCUGGGCUUCAUGACAUUGCAAAGUUCAUUGCUUACAGGGAAUAGCUGUUAGAUUCCCUAUGAGUUAAAACUUCUCAUAAUAGACGCCGCACAGGAGUCACCCACCGCCGACGUGGGAGAGAACUACCCCACCAUCGGAUCUGCCGCUCUCGACCACCGGAUCUGCAGGGAGGGCAGGCACGCAUGGAGGGAGGUAAGCGACAACUCGCUAAACCUGAGUUGUGGCGACCUCCGGUUCAUCGCCACGACACUAUAUUACCGUUAUGUAAACGAUAUAACGUUGUGCUAAUAACUCUGGCGAAUUCUGACAGAACGAGGGUGUUUGCAAUUGGCUGUUGUCUCAAUGGGGUUCAGGUUACCAUCUACAAUGGCGUUAAGCAAGACCAUAGCUCAGCCAUGCUUAUCUUUGGUUUCCUGUUGAUACCUGGGAAUUGAGAAGAUAAGUCAACAUUGUAUGUAUAUGUGUAUGACGCAAUUUUGCUCUGCGAUA